AUGGCCGGAGAACACCAGUUUGAUCCAUCACUGAUCUCUGCCGAUACCCACACUGCAACGCCAGACUCGUAUGCUGUGCGGCCAUUGCAACGGGGUGACUAUGGGAAAGGCUACUUUGACUGCUUGGCUACACUGACAUGGGUCGGAAAACCCACUCAGCAGGAGUUUGAAGAGCAAUAUGACUGGAUGACGACCAAAGGAGCGGAGUGGUUCUACAAUGUUGUGAUCGAGUAUGAGGCAAGUAUUCACAACUUCGGCAAGGGAGGACACAUCGAAGAUGUCUCAAUCGCAUCAGACCACCAAGGCAAGGGCUUAGGCAAAGUCCUCAUCAAUGCGCUCAACUCUGUUGCGAAGGCAACAGGAUGCUACCGAUGCACUCUGGAUUGCGCACCUCAGAACGAAGGCUUCUACGAGAAAUGCGGUUACCACAAAGGCGGCACAGAGAUGUCGCAGUAUUUCGAGGAGGCUAAAAGCGACUACGAACGGGGCUGA
This is a messenger RNA of Cyphellophora attinorum, 492 nucleotides long. Its product is annotated as Glucosamine 6-phosphate N-acetyltransferase. Gene Ontology annotation, biological process: UDP-N-acetylglucosamine biosynthetic process. Bases 1 to 492 code for a protein of 163 amino acids. The record is from RefSeq and is a predicted model, not a curated record. Gene Ontology annotation, cellular component: Golgi apparatus; endoplasmic reticulum-Golgi intermediate compartment; endoplasmic reticulum. Gene Ontology annotation, molecular function: monosaccharide binding; glucosamine 6-phosphate N-acetyltransferase activity. NCBI's taxonomy places the organism in Eukaryota, Fungi, Ascomycota, Eurotiomycetes, Chaetothyriales, Cyphellophoraceae. The transcript has 2 exons.